Messenger RNA from Selaginella moellendorffii, 2109 nucleotides. RefSeq names its product WEB family protein At5g55860. The record is from RefSeq and is a predicted model, not a curated record. NCBI's taxonomy places the organism in Eukaryota, Viridiplantae, Streptophyta, Lycopodiopsida, Selaginellales, Selaginellaceae. The coding region runs from base 362 to 2068 and encodes 568 amino acids. The transcript has 3 exons.
UGCGCUGUUGGAACGUCAGGGGUUCAAAUCCAGGACUGGGCCACACGAUUAUUAAAAAUAAGCAACCCCCGCUAAUCUAAAUCCACCAUUGUCUCUGGGCGACAGAGAAAUAAUAGCGCUUUGUUCUUCCAUGUAGCGUUUUCCACACUCUCUCUCGGCCCAUUCCAUAUCUCUCUUCCUCUCGCGCUAGGUCGAAAAUUUCUCCUUUUUUUAUUGUUAGCCUUUGCCGAAUCGAGGGACCCUUUUUUUCGACUUGGGCUUUUAAGGAUUAAGCGCUGGCUAUGGUUGCCAAGGGUCUCAGGGAUUUAGCGAAUAGCUUCAGUGCUUACCACAGGCGAAUGUAAAAAACCCAUUAACUGCUAUGGCGGAAUCCACCCCUUCUCCACAGAAACGAGGCGAAGUCGAUACUUCCAAGCCUUACACCGAUGUGAAAGAGGCCAUUCAUCGGUUUGACCAUCUUCCUGGAGUAAAAAACUCGGCAGAGAAGCGUGCGUAUGAAAGUCCCAUUGGAGCUUUGAAGGAGCAGCUGGUGGAAGCCAUGGCGGCCAAGGAUAAGAUGGAAUUGGAUAAGCGCGAGGUGGAGCAAGAGCUCGCGAAGCUCAAGGAGAGCUACGAGCAACUUAGCAAGAAGCUGGAGAUGGCAUUGUCAAUCCCAGAAUCCAUGGGAAGUGAGGAGCGAGAAGAUCUCCAGAAGCUCUACGAGAGGACGACGCAAGAUCUGGAAGCCUCGCGGGAGAGGAUCCAAGAUCUGGAAGAUCAUAAAGUUGGCGAGAGCAGCAAGACGAUUGAAUCGCUGAGCAUGGAGCUGGAAGCGGCCAGGGAUCGCGAGAAGAGUUCCAUGGCCAAGGCGGGAGAUCUAAGCACUGAGGUGGAGAGGCUAACGUCACAGGUGGGAGAGCUCGCAGAGGAGCUGAGGAUCGCGAAGGAGGAGCUGGAUCGAUUGAGGAGCUCCGAGUCGAGAGCUAUGGCGGAGGUGGGGGACGCGGCGGCAGAGAUCAGCCGGGUGGAGGCAGCGAUCAAAGCGGUGGAGGAUGAGAAGAUCACGCUCCAGGCGACGACGCGCUACCUGGAGACGGAGCUGGAGAGCACCAAGCUGGAGCACGAGUCCCUCCAGAGAGAUCGAGGAGAGGGAGAAGAAGAGAAUCCGGCUGUGGCGAUCGAGAAGAUCAAGGCUAAGAUCGAGGCGGUGUCGAGCUUGGAAUCCAAGGCGAUGGCGAGCGCGGCGGGGAUGCUGGAGGGCUACGAGCUCGUGUCGGCUGAAGCCAUCGAGGCGGAGGUCGUUAGGGCUGGAGUGAGCGAGGAGGUGGCGAGGAUGAGGAACGAGGCCUGGGAGCUCAAGCUCGCGACCAUGGCGAGCGAGAAGCGCGUGGAAGAUCUUACGCAGGAGGCGCUGGCGGCCAAGGAAUCCGAGGCCCGCGCCAUGAAGUCGAUCCGGCAGGACGACGAUCGUGCCGAAUCGAAGGAAUCGAUGCUCGAGGAGGAGACGGCUGGGAGAUUGCGCGAGGCGAGCGCCGAGGAAGCGAGCGCGCGGGCGCGAGAGGAGGAGCUCAAGAGGAGCUUGGAGACGGCGAGGGCGGAGAUCGAGGAGACGCGGGUGGAUCUCAAGCAGGCGAACGAGAAGGCCGCCAUCGCCGAGGCGGCCAAGUCGGCGGUGGAGGGCGAGCUCCGGCGAUGGCGGUCAGAGAACGAGCAGCGCAGGAGGAUGGCGAUGGUGGCCAAUCUCACCGCCGCUACGCCGGUUCCACAGCGCAAUGGCGAUGCUUCUCCAGCUACGAUCUUGGCGUCGAGCGUCUCGAUCGCUCAUCCGGAGGCCAAGAAUGACGGGAAUGGGAGGAGAUUCUCGUCGAGCUCUCGCGAGAUUGCACGGUCGGCAACGAUCGAGGAGGGGCGGCGAUCGUCCGGGGAAUCGCUCGCUCAGGUGCUCCAGAUCAAAUUGCCCGACGCUAGUGGGGUCAGAUCGAAAAAUCUGGAGCAAAUCGUGGUGGAGAGCGCGGAAAUCAAGAAGAAGAAGCUCAGGCUCCUCGCCCGACUGGGGGCCAUCUUUACCGCGCGAAAGAAGCACACUUGACCUAGAAUUCAAACGUUUAAAAUCUAAUUUGAUUUUGUCCA